CUGAAGUAGAAUUUGAUGAAAUUUUCAAUUAAAGUUGGGGAUCUCUUAUCCAAGUUAAAUUGUUAGUGACCUGUUUGUUUCAAACACAUUGAAGCUCCGUUCAGCUCGGCACUCACUUCCAAUCUUUCAUCAGCUCUCACUAUACUAUAGCCAAACACGAACCUCGUUUUCUAGACCAGAGAGGAGAUCAUGUUUCAAUUCUCCCUCCCUGAAGAGGGUAUUCGUUCCUCUGGGGUACACAUCGCCGUACUAUAAAGAACCUAAAGCCCUAUACUUGCCGGACGCCUGUUUCCGUCGUUUCGCCGGCCGAUCGGUGGUCCCGGCAUGAUAAAGCAGAUGACUCAAGAUAUUUAAAGCAACAAAUAUGGUGUUCUAAUGCAGGACUACUUCAUUUUUAAUGAUGGACAUUGAAAGCAGUGAAGAGUUGAAUGAACACUCUCAAAUGCUUCCACCUCCACCUGGAACAUUUGUAGAUCGUGAAGAACUUAUACAACAUGUCGGAGACUUUGCUGUAUCUCAAGGAUAUGUAGUAACUAUUAAGCAAUCUAAGAGAGACAGAGUAGUGAUCCUUGGAUGUGACAGAGGAGGUGUUUAUCGUAAUAGGCGGAAGACUAUUGAUGAAUCCACCGCAGAACACAGCCGCAAAAGAAAAACUGGUUCUCGGCUUACCAACUGUCCAUUUGAAGUUGUGGGUAAGAAGGAUGAUGGAUUGUGGGUACUUACGGUAAAAAAUGGAACUCACAAUCAUGAGCCUCUGAAGGACAUUUCAGAACAUCCUUCUGCCCGUCGCUUCUCAGAGACUGAAGUUCAGUUAAUUAAAGAGUUGACUGAAGCUGGACUAAAACCUCGCCAAAUCCUGAAGAGAUUGAGACAAAGCAACCCAGAUCUUCUGUCCACUCCAAAGCACGUGUACAAUGUUAAGGCGAAACUCCGACAAGGAAAUAUGACAGUAAGACAAUUCAGGUCUUUGCGGCCUGAGAAAUCUGCUGUUAGGAAAAAUUAUCUAUCGGUUACAGAGCCAUCCUGGAGGCAGUGCUACCCCACUAGGGUUCCCAAUCUCAUUGGAGGUAAAUUUGUUGAUUCACAAUCCUUUGCAUCUAUCGAUGUUAUAAAUCCCGCAACCCAACAACUUGUUUCUCAAGUUCCUUUGACUACAAAUGAGGAAUUCAGAGCUGCAGUCUUUGCAGCAAAGCGGGCAUUUCCAUCAUGGAGAAGCACACCAAUUACCACCCGUCAACGAAUCAUGUUCAAGUUUCAAGAGCUUAUCCGGAGGGAAAUUGAUAAGCUGUCCAUGACCAUUACUGUUGAACAUGGAAAGGCUUUAAAAGAUGCAUAUGCUGAUGUGUCACGAGGGCUAGAGGUGGUGGAACAUGCUUGUGGAUUGGCAACCCUGCAAAUUGGAGAGUUUGUUUCCAACGUGUCUAAUGGAAUUGAUACCUACAGCAUUAGAGAGCCACUUGGUGUUUGUGCUGGAAUUUGCCCAUUUGAGUUUCCUGCUAUGAUCCCACUAUGGCAGAUGUUUCCUGUUGCUGUCACAUGUGGCAAUACUUUUAUUCUAAAGCCAUCCGAAAAGGAUCCAGGGGCUUCUGUGAUGCUGGCAGAGUUAGCUAUGGAAGCUGGUUUGCCUAAUGGUGUCUUAAAUAUUGUUCAUGGCACCAAUGAUAUUGUCAAUGCUAUUUGUGAUGAUGACGAUAUUAAAGCUAUUUCAUUUGUUGGUCCGAACUCAGCUGGUGCAUAUGUGUAUGCAAGGGCAUCAGCUAAAGGAAAACGCAUCCAGUCCAAUAUUGGAGCAAAAAAUCAUGCAGUUGUCAUGCCUGAUGCAAAUGUGGAUGCUACUUUACAUGCUCUAGUUGCUGCUGGCUUUGGUGGUGCGGGACAAAAAUGCAUGGCCCUGAGCACAGUUGUCUUUGUUGGAGGCCUAAGUCCAUGGGAGGAGAAACUGAUAGAGCGUGCGAAAGCACUUAAUGUAACUGCUGGGACAGAACCUGAUGCAGAUAUUGGUCCAGUUAUUAGCAAGCAGGCAAAAGAACAAAUAUGCAUGUUAAUUCAAACAAGCAUUGACAGUGGUGCAAAACUAGUUCUUGAUGGAAGAAACAUUGUGGUUCCUGGCUAUGAAAAUGGGAACUUCAUGGGUCCUACUAUCUUAUCUGAUGUCACAGUCAACAUGGAAUGUUAUAAGGAGGAAAUCUUUGGCCCUGUUCUUCUUUGUAUGCAGGCUGAUACCAUUGAAGAGGCCAUAAAUAUUGUUAAUGGAAAUAAAUACAGCAAUGGAGCUUCUAUAUUUACUACAUCUGGUGUAACUGCAAGGAAAUUUCAAACAGAGAUUGAGGUUGGGCAGGUUGGCAUUAAUGUUCCUAUCUCAGUACCACUGCCAUUCUCUUCAUUUAUUAGCUCCAAGCCAUCCUUUGCUGGAGAUGUCAACUUUGAUGGAAAAGCUGGAAUUCAGUUUUACACCCAAGUUAAAACCGUAACUCAACAAUGGAAAGAUAUACUAAGUGAAGAUGUGUCAGCUGUAGCAUUGCCAAGCUCUUAGAGAUCAUGCUAUAGAGAGAUAUCUGUCUUCAAAUAGAGUGGUUAGCCUGAGCACAAUAUAAUAGGCAAAAAUUGGUUGAUGAUUCUCCUUUUCUGUUGCUUCGGACUACAGGAAAUCAUGCUCAUUGUUCAUAUUAGUUUCCUCUUUUAGCUUAGAUGCUCACUCUUCUUUUUCGUGGGUGCGCAAACGCACGUGCGCAUGUGCAUGCAUAUGCUGUGUUGCUUCCUUUCAUUUAUGGGUUGGAUGGGGAGAUGGAUCAGCUUCAAUGGGGUGGAUAUAAAAUAAAUGAAAUGCAAACCUGAUCACAUGUGGUGGUCUUGGUGA
Messenger RNA from Hevea brasiliensis (rubber tree), 2857 nucleotides. Its product is annotated as methylmalonate-semialdehyde dehydrogenase [acylating], mitochondrial. Gene Ontology annotation, biological process: L-valine catabolic process; thymine catabolic process. The transcript has 20 exons. NCBI's taxonomy places the organism in Eukaryota, Viridiplantae, Streptophyta, Magnoliopsida, Malpighiales, Euphorbiaceae. The record is from RefSeq and is a predicted model, not a curated record. Gene Ontology annotation, molecular function: malonate-semialdehyde dehydrogenase (acetylating, [NAD(P)+]) activity; methylmalonate-semialdehyde dehydrogenase (acylating, NAD+) activity. Gene Ontology annotation, cellular component: mitochondrion. The coding region runs from base 398 to 2533 and encodes 711 amino acids.